AUGGAUGAGGAAAACUGCACAGCUGUGACAGAAUUCAUUCUCCAGGGGUUUUCCGAUGUCCCGGAGCUGAGUGUUUUUCUCUCCUUGGUGUUUCUUCUCAUUUAUGGAAUCACCGUUGUAGCCAACCUGGGCAUGGCUGCACUGAUUCAGGCCAGCUCUCAACUUCACACCCCCAUGUACUUUUUUCUUACCCACUUGUCCUUUGUGGAUUUCUGUUACUCCUCCAUCAUUGUGCCCAAAAUGUUGUCUAACAUGUUCAACCAGGAAAAAGCCAUAUCCUUCCUGGCAUGCAUGGUCCAAUUCUAUUUUUUUUGCACCUGUGUGGUCACUGAGGUCUUCCUGCUGGCUGUGAUGGCCUAUGACCGCUUUGUGGCCAUUUGUAACCCACUGCUCUACAUAGUCAUCAUGUCUCCAAAGCUCCGUAUGGGGUUGGUGUCUGGCUGCUACCUCUGUGCAUCAGCAUGUGCCCUGAUUCACUUAGGUUUAGCCCUUGAGAUCCCAUCAUAUAAGACUAAUGUGAUCAACCACUUCUUCUGUGAUCUGCCUCCUCUUUUAAGCCUUGCUUGCUCAGAUGUCACUGUUAACAAAGUGCUGUUGUUCGCUGUGGCCACCUUCAAUGAGAGUGUUACCAUUGUGAUCAUCUUCACCUCCUACCUGUUUAUUCUCAUCACCAUCUUGAGGAUGCGCUCUGCAGAGGGAAGGCGCAAAGCCUUUUCCACUUGCGUCUCCCAUAUCACAGCCAUCGUUGUCUUCCAUGGAACAAUCCUUUCCAUUUAUUGUCCGUCCACUUCGGACACCAGUGGGGAGUCUGACAAAGUGGCCACAGUGUUCUACACUGUAGUGAUUCCCAUGCUGAACCCCUUGAUCUAUAGCCUCAGGAACAAGGAUGUGAAAGGUGCUCUCAGCAAAAUUGUGAGCUCUAAAAUACAUUCCUAG
Molecule: messenger RNA, 936 nt
Organism: Nannospalax galili (Upper Galilee mountains blind mole rat)
Lineage: Eukaryota; Metazoa; Chordata; Mammalia; Rodentia; Spalacidae
Product: olfactory receptor 5L1-like
Exons: 1
Coding region: 1-936 (311 amino acids)
Biological process (GO): sensory perception of smell; G protein-coupled receptor signaling pathway
Cellular component (GO): membrane
Molecular function (GO): odorant binding; olfactory receptor activity; G protein-coupled receptor activity
Source: RefSeq, a predicted model, not a curated record